Messenger RNA from Engraulis encrasicolus (European anchovy), 3162 nucleotides. RefSeq lists its product as uncharacterized. The transcript has 11 exons. Bases 17 to 1408 code for a protein of 463 amino acids. The record is from RefSeq and is a predicted model, not a curated record. Gene Ontology annotation, molecular function: interleukin-17 receptor activity. NCBI's taxonomy places the organism in Eukaryota, Metazoa, Chordata, Actinopteri, Clupeiformes, Engraulidae.
ACUUGUCGACUGCAUCAUGUGGUGCACCAGCCAAUGGAACUUGUGGAGCCUCACCUUACUAAUAACCAAAAUCAUCUGUCAUGAAUCCACUCCAGAGACUACAGGAAUGGCAAAGACUGCCUUUAUGGUGACAAACUUUACUUGCCAGUCAAAUGCUCCACCUGAUGACAACAGAUACCCAUCAGCUUUGCAUGAUCUGAGGCUGGAUGUCACUUGUGGAUGUGAAGGCCCAGUGGUCAACAUCUCCUGGGCCGUCAAAGUAGAUGCCACCAUUAAUGUCCUGGCUGGGAUAUGGCUGUACGUGUCAAGAAGCGAUGGGUCAGAUAACAUGUAUUGCAUAUACCACCCUCCACUUUACACAGUUCCAGGGAUCGGAGAUUUCGACUUGUUGUGGUUUAGCCACACUGUUUCGACUAAACCUGGUCAAGUUGUGGCAACAGCUUACAACGUGCCAGAGGACGACUUUAGUGAGGAUGACUUCACUAAAAAUGCAAGUAUAAAUGCUUCAGUCCAACAUGGCUUCUUAUGUCUUUCAGUUUCCUUUUCUAUGAAGAUGCUUAUUGUUGUGUUAAAUAUCACGUUUCUCUCCUCAGUUACGGCACUCCCUACAUCAUGGAGGGAGUCAAAGGAGUCUCCAAAAGCUCUGCUGAUAGUGGUUGCUUCCAUGCUGACCAUGUGCCUGCUGAUUGCUGCUGGAUUCAGCCUCUACAUGUUCCACUGCCGGGCCUCAUGGUCCCAGGGCCUCCAGUCCAAAGAGGCCUGUGGUGGGGGUGAGGCUGCGGUGCGUGUGUCUGUGCUGAUGGUGUACCCAGCGGUGGACGGUGUGUUCCAGAGGGCUGUGGUCACCCUGGCUGACUUCCUGCAGGGCAGUGGCGGCUGCGACGUGGCCGUGGAUGUGUGGCAGCAGGGGCGGCUGGCCCAACUUGGCCCCCUGCGAUGGCUGUACUCCCUGAGCGAGAGCGCAGACCGGGUCCUCGUCGUCCUGCCUGGAAACCCCCCCGUGCUUGAUGAGUCUGAGAAAAAGCUACUUCCUCCCAGCCAGAUGUCCCACACGGUCCCUGCCUCAGCACACCAGCUCUUCCCCUUGGCCCUCAAGAUCCUUCCCCUCUCCAAGCUGUGGGUGGUCCACUUGGGCAAGAUGUCGGCCUCCAGGAGCAGCGUGCCAGCAGAGCUAAGGGGCUGCGAGUCCUUCACCCUGCUCGAGGACCUCCAGAAGCUCUUGGCUAGGCUGUGCUCUCUGCAGAAGGCUGAUGGGAAAGGGCUGAAGUCAUCUUGGCUGAUGAGACAGAGCGGCAGGCUGGGCUGUCAAGAUAGCAGUGGCCUGGGAAAACUGAAGGAGGUCCUGCAGCAGCUGCAACAGUGGGAAAGAUCCAAGGGGUCCACAGAUCCCCUGAUCAUCUCAGUCUGAGGCUGGUGAUGCCACACCAAAGAUUUUCAGUGGGUUACCAAGGUCACGAGUUGUACGCAUCACCAAUACAACAAAGUGGGAUCAAUUAUGCCCUGUGUCUCAAUCCACGCACUUGUGUCUCAAGCCACACACUAAUGCAUUGAUGGUAAGUGCACAGUGCACACAGUGAACUGAGGUCUUCAGUGCAUAGUGUCAUGGAAAACUUUGAGCACUAUGCACUUUGCCCUCACUGGAAGUGACGGCUGAGCAUGGAAUUAGCUUGCCAAAAUAUCGGUUGGCUACUGUUUGCAAGGCACAGCAUCUCGUGCUUGUAUUUAUAUUUCCUUCACCCUGAAGGGCAACAAUUACACAUACAAUACUUGGGUUAGCAUGAAAAGGUUGGUGUCUCAGCAACAUUACUUACAGAAUUAGUAGACUGUUGACCAAACUCUUCUACUGAACUGAACGCCACAUUUCCUCAGUUUCAUUGUCAACAUGGCGGGCGUUAAGUGUGUGCAGUGUCCAUCCUUCAAGCACUGCAUUUUCCGCCAUUGUUAGGGGAUCAUCCGGGUGCUUUCAGUGCACUGAUUGAACCGGAAUGCCACUGAAACACAGUGCCCGAAGUGCACAAGUGUGUGGAUUGAGAUACGGGGCUAGUCUCCUAAAUGGGCGUGGCUUGGAACUCCUUUCAUUCUGAACCCUCAAAAGUCUCCUACAGGGGCAUGGCAGCUCAGACAGGCAGCUUAAAACCUUACAUUAUGUUGAUUCAGGAAACGGGAACUUUUUGAACAGGGUCCUCCCUAUCAAUCAUUGCUGGCUACACAGUGGAACGAUGCAAUAUGAUUGGCUUUUACUUUUUCUGCACAGAGGAUGAGGAAAAAGUUCCUCUACUGCCGAUGUACCUUGUCCAUAUGUGUGUGUACAGUAUGUUUUUAAAAUGGGCAUGGGUGGUGCAUUUAACAAACUUGUCAUUUUCUAAUCCACAUUUCAAAUUUACACUAAGAGGCCUCCAUCAAUACACUAAUAUUUGUUACACAGGUGAGGUCACUGAUUUUGGGAUAUUGAAAAAUCUACAUUUCGGUCGACGGGCUGACCGUGAACACUGGGGACAAAGACACAGCUCAUGGGCCACCUGGUGACCUACAACAGAAACUUUCAUCUGAAGAUUUCUGCAGAAACCAGGAAGUAAAGGCGGUGAAGGCUGUGGUCUUUUUUUUCAUUUUCUGCCUUAUUUCCCCUUUUCAAAAACAGGAUACCACAACAUCAAAUGGCAGCUUUGCAGUUGUUUAUCUGCACAACCGUUUGCCUAUGGCUGAUCAGAUUGCUCUGAGUGGUUUUCAAAAUGCACCUCAGCAACUCCUGCUUUUACUUAGCUCUGUGACGAUGAGCCCCUGCAGUCUACGGCAGUUUUGACUGGAUAUUUGACAUUUGUUGAUGUUUUUUCAGCGGAAGGUAAACAAAACUGGAGAGGUUAUAUUAAGAAAAGGGUGAGAAACUGCUUCUCAGACUGAAGGGGGUAAAUACAACAAAAGAUAUUGUGAAAGGCCUUGGUGUAUUUCAACUGCUAAGUGAACUAACCUUCAAUGUUCAUGCAAAUACAAUCACUUAAGUCUGACCCAGACCUGAAGUACAGUAGACUCACGUUGUGAUUUUGGGUGUGUGGGUGGGUCAAAGACGUCCAACAUUGAAAUUGUCCUUCAGUGCUAACGGAUACUUUUGCUUACUGUAACUGUGAAAAACAUGAUUUUCAUGAUUUUCAAAGUGAAUGCAUGAAA